CAAGGAUACUUAUAUUAUGAAUCAAGAAAACCAGGUUUUAUUAGCAAAGGAAUAUAUUGAACAAUUCAAAUUCAGGGAAAAAGGAUACAAGACAAUUUAUUAUCUUGAAAAUGAUUUUAUAAGGGCUCUUAGAUUCAUAACUCCAUUGCUUAGUCAUAUUGGUGUUAAAAAUGUAAAUGAAAUCGUAGUAGAUUCCACAUUUGAAACGAACCAGAAACGUUUUGAGCUUUUUGCCAUAAAUGUCAAUCAUGAUGGUUAUGGCAUGCCCUUAGCAUACCUCUAUCUUUUAACAUCUGAUGGUACUGGACUGGCACUUAGUGAUUAUAAAAAUCGAAUAAAUACAAGGGUACAAGUAUUAGCACAAUACCAUAGAAAAAAAUGGGAUAAACUUUCUAAGUAUAAAAAGGUAAUGGAUAUGACAUUAGUAUUAUAUGAAAGAGAAAUAGAUAAUAAUAAUUUUACAGAUGCCUUUGACAAAUUGAUGAGACCAUUGGCAAAAGAAAUUAAUGAGUGUCAGGAAGCAUUACAAAAUUGUAAUCAACAGAGAACUUGGAGGUCACAUGGAAAACUUGCAUUCUGGUUAUGCUAA
Molecule: messenger RNA, 589 nt
Organism: Cetraspora pellucida
Lineage: Eukaryota; Fungi; Glomeromycota; Glomeromycetes; Diversisporales; Gigasporaceae
Source: the annotation of a GenBank genome assembly